Danio aesculapii is the source of this 1192-nucleotide messenger RNA. It is a transcript of the gene s100s, whose product is annotated as S100 calcium binding protein S. The transcript is spliced from 4 exons. Lineage: Eukaryota; Metazoa; Chordata; Actinopteri; Cypriniformes; Danionidae. Gene Ontology annotation, molecular function: transition metal ion binding; calcium ion binding. The record is from RefSeq and is a predicted model, not a curated record. Bases 107 to 478 code for a protein of 123 amino acids.
CUCGCCCCCGGCUGUCUGUCAGUGUCUCCUGCGCCUCAACACAGACAAAAGAAGCUCUCCGUAAGGCAAUCAGUAGUUUGCUGAACCUGGAGAGAAGAGAUCCAAGAUGCCACGCUCAAAGUGUGAUGUGAUGUCCAAAGAGCCAAGCACCAACCUGGAGAGCGCCAUGCAGAUGCUCAUCAAGACCUUUCAUAAGUACUCGGGGAAGGAAGGAGACAAAUAUACGCUGAGCCGAGGAGAACUGAGGGAACUUCUGACAGAGGAGCUGGGGAAUUAUCUUGGGAACGCUCAAGAUAAAGACGCGGUGGAGCGAGUGAUGAAUGAUCUGGACUCCAAUAACGACGGCGAGGUGGAUUUCACCGAGUUCAUCAUCCUCAUGGGUGCUCUGACCGUGGCCUGCAACGACUUCUUCCUGGACAGCCCAGCGCCCAAAAAGGCUGACGGGAAAGCCGGCGGUGCAGACGAGAAAAAAGAGUAACAGAAACCACCGAGAGAAGUGUUAGCGGGUUGCAUGACAGAGAGAACGAGAGUGAGUUUCAUCCAUUUCUUAAAAAAUCAGGACAGACAAACCUAGUUCCUGGAGGAGGUUUCUCUGCUUUUAUAACUCAAACCGAGCUGUUAAUACACUUUUAAAGCAAACCCCGGAGGUUUACGACUUUAGGGUUUGACAUGAAACACACAUCAGUGCAGUGCCAGGAGCUGGGUUGUCUAACGCUGAACUAUUCAAUUUGUUUUUCUAGUUAAUGAGUAUAAGGUGUUUUCAAACAAUCUUUCAGGAUUUCAUAUCAGAAUACAUGACGGUAGAUUGUAUACAGAAUUAUUUGAAGACGAACAGCAGCCUAGUGUAGCCUACUAUGAACGCAAUCAGUGGAUACUUAACGUACGUCAAAGAGAGAAUGAGAUUGGAAACGGUGUGUUACGAUGGAUUGUUAUGAAUUUGUAAUAAUUGUACAACUGUGAAGUGAUAAACAGAGGUUGAGGUGUUUAUAUUGACAUCUUUCAUUACGAUGUGAUUAUAAACAUCGAGCAAUGUUACAAUUACUCCUGAACAGUGUUCCUGAUCUGUAAUAAUUCAGUGUUGACGAUGUGAACUUGGUUUGUCUCUGUCUUUGCAUCUAUUUUUUAGCCUAUUUUUGUUUAAUAACCAGUAUGUAUCUUCUGAAUUAUAAUAAACGUGCAACUGACCUCCAUA